Chenopodium quinoa (quinoa) is the source of this 1730-nucleotide messenger RNA. RefSeq names its product clp protease adapter protein ClpF, chloroplastic-like. NCBI's taxonomy places the organism in Eukaryota, Viridiplantae, Streptophyta, Magnoliopsida, Caryophyllales, Amaranthaceae. The transcript has 9 exons. Gene Ontology annotation, molecular function: DNA binding; protein binding. Bases 276 to 1286 code for a protein of 336 amino acids. The record is from RefSeq and is a predicted model, not a curated record.
UCCGAGUGAGGCUUGUUCGUGCCGUGACUGUUACGUGUCAUUAAUUUUCCGCCAUUAUUCUCAUGUUUUAUCCUCUUUGGAGCUUUCCAGUUUCCACUUUUACGCUGGACCUCUUUCUCUCUCCUCCAUUGAAGCGUAUUUUUUUUAUGCAUUGAAGUAGCUUCUGACCUUUGUCUCCUCCAUUGAAUCAGCUUCGGAGCAGCAUAUUUGUAAUUUCAGAUUAAGAAGUGGAGGCAAGAUUGUUCUGAAGGUGAAAGGAUCUUUACUUUGGACAAAUGGUGCAAGGAAUGUCAACGAGUACAUUGGCGAAUCCUGGAAGCACUGGACUAUAUAGAUCAACUCUUCUAUUAAGGACGGUGAAGAAAUUUCAGUUACUGAAUAAGGCUGAAAGACAUUGCCUCUGGAAUUGUGGUGUACAGAAUGUAUUUAUCAAAGGACAAUCCUAUAUCACAGGACAAAGAGGCAGGAGGGUUGAAGCAGGAUGGCUUUUCAAAGGGGGUGGGGGUGAUAAACGAUUGGAUGCAAGCAUCGAACAUAGUGAGAAGGCCAAUGAAGAUAUAUUGAUUUUCUUUUUCCAGCUGGACUUGGCAACCCGGGUCCAGUACGCUCUGAACUUGGAGCAGUACGAUAUUGCCCAACAGUUGAGAACCAGGCUAACUGAGGUUGAAGAAGAAGUUAUCAAGCAGCAGAAUACAAAGAAGGGUUCAACCUCAAAAGUUGACGCUCAGGAUCAAGGCAUUCGUCUACUGAGAUUGCGUGCUGAACUACAGAACGCAAUUGACAAUGAGAACUAUGCCAUGGCUGCUGAGUUACGUGAUGAAAUUUCCAAAUUAGAGGCAGAGUCUCUAGCUGCAUCAGCAAAUGCUUUGGCUUAUGAGAAUGUUCAGUAUGUAUUCCGCUUAGGACAGAAAGUGAGACAUAAGAAAUUUGGGUACUGGGGUGUGAUUUGUGGCAUGGAUCCAGUGUGCUGUGAAUCAAGUGGAUGGAUGGAAGCUGCGAAUAUUGCAAGUUUGUCCAAUGGUUCUAAUCAGCCUUUCUAUCAGGUCUUAGUAGAUGUUCAUGAAGAUCCAGACCUUCUUGUGGCAUAUGUUUCUGAAGAGAAUCUAUUAGCGCCAGAAAAGCCGGACUUGGGAAGGUUUGAUCACCCUUAUGUUUCAUUUUUAUUUUAUGGAACUGACACUACUGGAAAUUUCAUCCCAAUCAAGCAACUUCGCGAGAAGUACAAUCAACCAAGGUAUGAAGUACCUUCUGAUCCUGAAGAUGAAGAAAGUGGAGAAGAUUCUUGAUGCAAAUUACAUUAGAAUCAGAUGUUCCCUUUUACUUGGGUAAUUGUUGUAGCAAACUGGGAAGCCUGAUCUUGAAACUCCUGAAUCAGCUGAUUUGCUGAAUUCUCGAUACAUGUUUGGUAAUUGGCUUCUGUGUCUAGAUGCUGUAUUGUGUCCUUUGUAAAUCUUGAUAGUGCUGAUUUUAUACACCGUAAGAUUGAUAGUUGAAAGCUUUUUGUUGAUCGUCAAAUCUUAAUACACACUCGAAGCGGUCUAACACAUCCAUCACUAAUUCACCGCACUAUCUUCAUCUGUUCACCACACUAUCUUCAUCUGGGCAUCUGGCUUCUGUUUCUAGAUGCUGUAUUUUGUAAAUCUUGAUAGUGUCAAUCAAUACUGUGUGGUUAAACGUCAAAUCUUAAUGAUAUUAUUACUUUUUCAAUGGUCCAACACAGCCAUCACCAA